AGGAAAAGUAUAUCAGAAAAACAGCAACUGAUAGCCUUCAUACUACAGAUCACAACAUACGUUAGCGAGCCUAGCCCAGCCAGAACAGACACUGCAAGCAAGUCGUAUUGUUCUCUCAAGACUAAAGGACAGACAUUUGCAUACCUACCGGUACGUCCAGACAUCACCAACGAAACGCAACCUUAAAACAGAACCAACAACAACAACAAGAGCAACGCAAUACAAACCAUGGAUACUCCAGUUCCUACCAGCGAACCGACAGCGUUCAGCUCCAGCGAUUUGACGACAGAAUUGUCGUCGGACGACGCCCCAAAAGCGCCAAAACCAACCCUCACAGACGUCCUCGAAGACGUGCCCCUUCCGAACGCGACGCCCGUGGCUCCUCCAACCGUUGCACCCGUGCCCGUGCCCAUUCCGGUUCCCACCAAUCCGCCCGUGCCUCCUCCAACCGUUGUGCCUAUCCCCGUUCCGGUUCCCACCAAUGCACCAAUCCCUCUUCCGGUUCCCACCGCUGCACCAAUCCCUCUUCCGGUCCCAACGAAUGCACCGAUCGCGGUUAUUCCCGAUACGCCUCCACCCGCUCCCCAAGUUUUGGUAGACGUCGAAGUCACGGAACCGCCCACACAUACGUCUUCAACGUUUGAUGACGUCGAAGUCACGGAACCGCCCACACAUACGUCUUCAAUGUUUGAUGACGACGAUGACGACGAUGCAGUGAUUGAUGACGACGAUGCAAUGAUUGACGACGACGAUGCAAUGAUCGAUGACGACGAUGCAAUGAUCGAUGACGACGAUGCAUUGCUUGACGAUGACGAUGACGAUGACGAUGACGACGAUGCUCAAAAGGAUGACGACCUCAAUUUUGACGACGACGACGACGACGAUGCUGUUGAACUUGACGACGAUUCUGCGCUUGGGAAAAACAGUUUGCCGGGAUCGACCAUGACCUAUCAGGGUGUUCGUGGCGAAUGGGAAUUCUCCGGCAUCCAAUCCGAUUGGGGUCCCGCCCACGCCGGUUCCAUGGUGUACGAUUUUACGAGAAAUUCUGUCUACCUGGUCGGGUCCUACUUUCCGGACAGCGAGAACGAUUGGGUCCGGUCCGGAUGUUUCCUCGGCGAGAUCCCGAUGUCCGACAUCAAGGAUUGGAAGACCGUCGAAAGUCCCCUGCCGCCGAGUGCAAAAAACCGACUUCCGUCGAACCAUUAUGAUGGCGUGGAGGUUUUCAGUCUUCCAGACUCUCUGGACCCGCGCGAAGUUUUGAGUUGCCAUUCCAUUAUGUAUGACGACAGAGAUGACUCGAACCAUUACCUCUUCAUCGGUGCCGUCGAUGAACCUGACGCCCAGAUUCGUAGCGGAACCAUCAACGGAUUCGUCAAUGCUUUCCAGCGCAGCAGCACGAAUCCCGAUUGGGAGCUCAAAAUCAACCCGACGGCUUUGGACACGGCCAAAGCGGAGGAUUUCCGUGACACUAGCCCGGUUCCUGUUCGGUACCCCAUUGCCAUGACAACUGGGUUUUACCAAAACCAAGAACACCUCAUGGUUGUCUCGGUCAGCAGCAACGACCCGCUUUUGACCGAAGAGUACGUCGAAUCGGGUGACGCCAACAAUGCCCAAAACUUUAAGAACACUAUGGUGCCACCCGGUCUGCGUCCCUACAAUUCAUUCGCCAAGCGUGGAAGCAACUAUUUCUAUUCCCACCAGUUUUUCACCUACGAUAAGAGGAAGAACGAUAUGGAAUUGACCUUUUCGUUCGAUGCGAUACUAGACAGCGACGAAACCUAUCCGACCGGUGUGGUCAACCUAGUUCCCAACAAUAUGAUAGCCGUAAUGGUGGGACACUUGAAGGGAAGAGGUCCCAGAGUAUUUAGAUUUCCCAAACCCUUGAUGAACGGGGUCGAACGCUUGGACGACUUUGACGGAUUUGUCCAAAACUUUUUGUUCGCAAAUGGUGUUCAGCCGCAGUUUAGGGAUAGCCUUCGUGUUUCCUCGGUGGAAAUGAAUCCACCCCUCGAUGAUUUCAUCCACGGCAUUUGCUUAGGCCCCAAAAACGAGAUAGGCAACCACGACAGCUAUUUUAUUGUGGGAUCGACCUACGGAACUAUGCCCGCCGGAACGCUUCAGGAUGAGAUCACCACCAACAUUUUGAGCGGCAAGUCCAAAAAGAGCAUGGACGGGAACCGCAUCGACAAACUGUCGGCCUUUGUGUCGAAGGUGGAAUCGAAUGAAAUCGUUUGGACUACCCAGUUGUACGCCGUCCCCGAGUCCAAAACGACCCUCAACGGCGGCAAGACCGAGGCCUUUGGCUGCCACCUGAUCGAAUCGGACCCGACUACCAUGUACGUGGGUGGAAACGUCUACGAGGGAGGCGUCAUGGAUUCCAAGUUCGAAUCCGCAGGCGGUGACGAUGUGUGGGUCGCCCAGAUUGAUACCGCGAACGGAGAGCCCCGUUGGAUCAAGCAGGUAGGCUCCGCGGGAACCGACCGAAUCAGCCACACCAACGGUGUCCAGGCCGCCCUGAACGGGGAUUGCAUCUUGUACGGAGAAACAACCGGAGAACUCUACCGCGAAAAGAGAAAGAACGAAGAAGACAAGUACACCUCGGACGUUUUCGUGACCACCUUUGGCAAGAACGACGGCUUCACCGGGCCAACCAUUGGCAGCCAGGACUCGACCUCCAAGAAGUCGGGAACCAUCAUCGGGGUCGGAACGGCCCUGGUCGUCGUCAGUCUUUUGAUGUGCGCCGGCGUCUUUUACAAGUUCCGCCGCCCCACCCGCCGCGGAGCCUCCAAGAACGCCAAGGCCGGCAGCGACGGUAUCUUCAGCGGCAAUCUUGCGCCGGAAUACCACGACGACGAAGACGCCCAGGUGACGGACGCCGCGUCCAACGGGGCGUCCAACGGCUCGACCAGCGGCUUUAGCGACAACGCCCCACCUCCGCACGUCUUCCAGGACGACCCGAAGAUUGCACCGGAGAAGUCCUUCGUGUAGGCGACAAAGCAAGGCAUAGCACGGCACGGCACAGCAUGGCACAGCACAAAACGACUUGUUUCGCCCGCAACGCACGAUGGUGCUUGCGUCCAUCUUCACAAUAAUUGCACACGCACACGCAUUCGCAAUCUUACGAACACCGUUUUGCUUCCGCACAACAACGGUGCAAAACAGUAAUCGAUCCCGUUGGGAUCGAAUUUCCAAGAGAGCGUGACCUCAAACCAACGAGAAUUCAUGGAACAAAUUCAUUUUAAAUACAAAACGAUAAACUAA
Pseudo-nitzschia multistriata is the source of this 3261-nucleotide messenger RNA. The record is from the annotation of a GenBank genome assembly. NCBI's taxonomy places the organism in Eukaryota, Bacillariophyta, Bacillariophyceae, Bacillariales, Bacillariaceae.